Messenger RNA from Polyodon spathula (Mississippi paddlefish), 10647 nucleotides. Its product is annotated as zinc finger protein 292-like. Bases 73 to 9399 code for a protein of 3108 amino acids. Gene Ontology annotation, cellular component: nucleus. NCBI's taxonomy places the organism in Eukaryota, Metazoa, Chordata, Actinopteri, Acipenseriformes, Polyodontidae. Gene Ontology annotation, biological process: regulation of transcription by RNA polymerase II. The record is from RefSeq and is a predicted model, not a curated record. Gene Ontology annotation, molecular function: DNA-binding transcription factor activity, RNA polymerase II-specific; DNA binding. The transcript has 4 exons.
UGCAGAUUUGCUAAGGUGUAAUUAACACUUGAAUCUGUGUUGACUAGCAGGAAAUUGUACAAUUGCUAAUAUAUGCAUGCCUCCCUUUUUUCUCUUUUUUUUUUUUUUCCAGUUAAUGAGUUUCUUAAGUUAGAGGGUCCUGUUCUGCUAGAGAUGCGCAUCAAGCACCUUAUCAAAGAGAAGCACAUAGAAAAGGCAGCAUCACUAGCAAAGGCCUGCUCCAACCAUCCUGAGCUCAGGGCGAAGAGCAGUUUCAAACAGACCUACCUGGUCUGUCUUACUGCUGUAGCUCAACAGGAUCAACUUAUGCAGGAGAUUUCAGAAAUUGACUGUAAGGAUGCGCUAGAGAUGAUCUGUAAUCUUGAGUCGGACGGGGAUGAAAAAGCUGCUCUCAACUUGUGCACAGCAUUUCUAACUCGACAGCUCUUGCAAGGAGAUAUGUAUUGUGCUUGGGAGCUUACACUGUUUUGGAGUAAACUGCAGCAAAGGACGGAACCCUCAACGCAAGUGUUUCUUGACCAUUGUCGUCAGCUAUCCCAACUUUCGAAAACCGUGUAUCACAUUUUCUUUCUGAUCAAGGUCAUUCAGUCAGAGGUGGAAGACAUGGGACUUGCAGUUUGUAUAGAGCUCUGUAUUCGAGCACUACGAAUGGAGUCAAGUGAAAAUCCGAAUAUGAAAGCCACCAUUUGUAAAACCAUCUCCUGUUUGUUGCCCGAUGACUUGGAAGUGAAGCGAGCUUGCCAGCUUACUGAAUUCCUCCUGGAGCCGAAAGUUGAGUCCUAUUAUGCUGUGGAGACACUGUACAAUGAGCCAGACCAGAAGUUUGAGGUAGACAGUCUUCCAGUGCCCAAUUCAUUACGCUGUGAACUUCUGCUAGUGUUUAAAACGCAAUGGCCCUUCGACCCUGAAUUCUGGGACUGGAAGACUCUGAAGCGUCACUGCCUGGAGUUGAUGGGGGAGGAAGCCUCCAUUGUAUCUUCAAUAGAUGAGCUCAAUGACAGUGAGGCUUUUGAGCAGCUCGAGGACGAUAAUGGGGGCAAAGUUCCAGUAGAAGAGUCUGGUGGACUUGCAGAUUGUUUUUAUGAUACAACAAAUGUGCUUAAUGAAAUGGCUGAUGAAAAACAGAAAAAGAGGGAAAUCAAGAAGUUGAGAGAGAAAGGGUUUAUAUCGGCUAGGUUUAGAAACUGGCAGGCUUACAUGCAGUACUGUGUAUUGUGUGAUAAAGAGUUUCUUGGUCACAGGAUAGUACGGCAUGCACAAAAGCAUGUCAAGGAUGGGGUUUAUAGCUGUCCAAUAUGUGGGGAGAAUUUUGAUCAAAAAGAGCUAUUUGUCCCACAUGUAACAUCUCAUGUAAAGCAAUCCUGCAAAGAAAGACUUGCUGCAAUGAAACAGAGUAGGACGUUGGGUAAAUCUACCAAAUUGCCCAAUUCAAAUACUGCUCUUCAAAAAGUUAAAGCUGCUGACAAACCUGACAGGCCAAAGAAGAAAAACGGCCCCCAUUCCCAUGAUAUUGUGGUCUUUAAUGACAAGGAUGCAUCUGAGAGUGAUGGAAAAGGUCAACAUUCUAGACCUGACCUCUCUGUACAUAGGGUGGACUACAGAGAGGAAUACACAUGCCCUGUUACAAACUGUCGAAAGGGAUUCAAGUACUUCAAAAACCUGAUAGCCCAUGUAAGAGGCCAUAAAAACAGCGAAGAGGCUAAACGUUUUCUUGAAAUGCAAAGCAAAAAGGUGGUUUGCCAGUACUGUCGUCGGCAGUUUGUCAGCGUCGCCCAUCUCAAUGAUCAUUUACAAAUGCAUUGUGGAGUAAAACCGUACAUCUGCAUACAGUUAAAUUGUAAAUCAAGAUUCCUCACUAAUCCAGAACUGUUGGUACACAGGAAAGAGCAUGUUGUGUUUAAAGCAAAAUGCAUGUUUCCAGACUGUGGAAGAAUAUUUUAUGAAGCCUACAUGCUGUAUGAUCACGAAGCUCAGCACUACAAUACAUUCACAUGUAAAUUUCCUGCUUGUGGUAAAAUAUUUCAUUCCCAAUCCAAGUUGGAUUUGCACCAGGAAGAUCACGUUGCGCAACAAAAGACUCCCUGUAAUGAAGACCAAGCUGCUUUGCAGGAUCCAGACCUGCCUGAAUUACCAGAUAAAAAUUCUGAUCCAUCACAUGCUCCAUUACUAGAACCAAAUUUGGCGAAAUUAAUUGCUCCAAACCAGAUUAAAUUGGAAUUACCAGACUCAGAUCCAAACCAGAUUAAAUUGGAAUUGCCAGAUCCAAGCCAGUCACAGUUACCAUAUUCAAACCAGAUUACACUUCCUGGUCCAACCCAAACCCAAUGUGAAUUAGAAAUAUCAUGUCCAAACCUGACUCCUUUACAGGAUCCAACUCCAGUAAUGAAUAAUUGCCCACAAGGUGUCCAAGUAAAUGUUGAACAGAAAGGAGCAGUAGCUAUAAUAAAUUGUAAAGACAGCAUCCUUGUCUGUGCUAGUUCUCAAAACAGUCUGCCUGUUAUGGGAGUCAGCAGUGAUGUAUGCGUUCCAGCUUCAUCUGAACAUCUAGAACUGCAGCCUGUGCAACAGCCACCACCACUGCAUCGAAAUGGUCUACCAGCGGAGUUAAAGGAAAGCCAGCUACUUGACAUGCUCACUGGGACGCUGGAGGAAAAGCCAACCAAACUGCUUCAUAUAAAAGUAGAAACUCCAAGCAAUGAAGAGAUUAUGCCAGAGCAGCCACCAAAACCGGCAGGUGAUGUUGUACCCAACUGUAAUGCGUUAUCGGUGAGGAUGCCUGAUGGCAAUAACAUACUUUCUCCGUCAGUCCAUCCUCAAUCUGUAACUAAGAAACAAGUGAAAGUGACAAGUCAAGUCAAAGUGGGGGAGAGAUUUAACUGCACGUUUGAGAACUGUACUCGGAACUACAGUUCAUCAAAGAGCGUCAAUAAACACAUGAAGGCAGUACACCCUGAAUACCAUGCUGCGCUGAAGCUGGCUCGGAAAAGCAAAUCGCUCAGAAAAAAUAACAGAAAAAAUGCUCUUCAAACACAAGAAGACAAAACACAAAGUAUGAAGACUCAAACCCUGCUGUUCCCUUACCAAACUGGAAGUGUUGCAGCUACUGUAUCAACCCCAGCUUUAUCUUCUCAUUCUGGAACCCUCACAACUCAGGUUUUACCCACCCAAAUAGAAAACGUUGUAAAUCCAAUCCUAUUGUCACAAAUAGCAGAGGUUUCAAACCAAAUGUUACCCCUGCAAACAGAACAUGGAGCUAACCCUCUUCUGUCUUUACAAAUGGGUCAUCUUCACCUUUCAUCUUCACAAAUCACUGCAGCAAAUUCAGUCAUCUCUCCACAGAUAUCUCGAGGCAAUACAAAUAAUCUAGUUGUAAAUUCACAAGCAAGUGUCAUAAAUCCAGCUUUAUCUUCGCAAGCAGUUAUGUUUGCAGAGAUGCAAAGUGGUGCAAACCUUAUGUUGUCUUCACAAGCCGAAAGUAAUUGCCUUCCGGUUUUGCCUUCUCGUUUGGAAAGUGGUAAUAUUCUAAAUCCUCGGUUAACUGAUGAUAAAAACUCAGUUAUGUCUCAUCACAUUGACAGUAAUGCACAUUCAGUGCCACCUGCUCAUCACAUUGACAUUAAUGCACAUUCAGUGCCACCUUCUCAUCAUAUUGACAGUAAUGCACAUUCAGUGCAUCCUGCAAAUCACAUUGAGAGUAAUGCACAUUCAGUGCAUCCUGCUCAAGUACAAAGAAGUGCAGACUCACUUUUGCCUUUACAGUUAGAUUGUGGCUCACAUAUAGGGGAAUCGCCUACACAGGGAGGAAGUUCCCAUAUGGCUUAUUCAACUAUGGGAAGCAAUAAUAAGCCACAUGUACCAUCACAAGUUGACAGUGAAACAAAUAUUUUGUUGUCCCAAAUGGAUCCCUCCAAUCCUAAUUUGCCUUCCAAUAUGGAAGGUCUAAGUAAUGCCUUGUUGCCUUCAGUUAUGGACAGGGCGACACACCCGCUGUUACCUUCAAAUCUGGAAAGCUUCAAAAAUGCAGGUCAGCUGGAAACUGCCGCGAAUCCUCUCUUUCUUCCACAGAUAGAUGCCUGUUCAUUUCCUGAUUUCUCCUCUCAAGGAGAGAGAGUGGUUAAUCCCCAAGUGGAAAAUGUCAUGAAGUCCAUUUUUACUUCCCAACCAGAAUCUGCACAGACUGCCAUUGCUGUCCAGCCACUCUCUGUGAGUCCACCUAAACUUGAAGUUAAAAGGACCAGUAAGAGAACAAAGUGGCCAGCUAUAGUUAGGGAUGGUAAAUUCAUCUGCAGUAGGUGUUACAGAGAAUUUGCUAGCCCCAAAUCACUUGGUGGUCAUCUAUCAAAGCGCUCUCAUUGUAAACCACUUGAUGAAAUGGAAACUUCUGGUGCACUUCAGCAGGAUGGCUCGUCCUCAUUCGUUGCUAAUCAGAUUAAUUCAUCCAGUGUGCUGAAUGUGCAGCAGCAACAGCUGUCUGCAAAUUUCAGUCCAACUGUGUCUUUCAAGGACCGAGCCGAUCGGCCAUUAGCAAUAGGAAACUAUCCUGCAGAAUUUUUGCCUAGUGCUAUUUUCCCACAAGUUAAUGGAGCCGUUUCUAAUCCAAACGAGGGUGAACCAAAUAGUGAGAUGAUUAAGCAAGCCCUGGAAACAGCAGGACUUUCAAACCUGUUUGAGACCUCUGGAAUCCUGCAACAGACAUUGCAAAAUCCCUGUGGCCCCUAUCCAACAAAUGCACAUAUGCCAGAAAGCACAGUCAUACAGCACACAGGGAAAUCUAUUAAAAUGAAGUCGGAGGAUGCAGAAAUUCCAUUGAUCCAUGAAACAAGAAAUGAAUUAACAGCCUGUGCUGCAAAUCAUUUUGUAAAGGCAGAAGAGCCUGAAUUUUGUGCUGAUAUCUUCUCUGACUCUGUUCUGUCACAGAUAUUGGCAGAACAUAAUUCACAGAUCUCCUUGAAUAAUCUUGGAGCAGCUCAUUUAAGUCAGAUGAUGAGAACUGAUUGCCAGUCAAUGAAGGUAGAAGGAAAUGGAGAUCCUCAAGUGAAUGCAAAUGACAAUUUACUGGCUGCAAUGGCCAAUCUUACACAACACUUUAUGGCUAAUCAGGUUUUGCAAAUACCAGCGUCUGAUCCCCAGCAUUUAGUAACAAACCAGGGCAACCCACAGGAUUCUGCUCCAAAGGUAAAGAAUGUAAAGAAAAAAUUACGUGCUCAGUUAUUGGAAAAACCUCAUGAUUUAUCACGAAAAUCAUCAGGUCCAGCACAAGAUAUCAAUUUACAGGGAAAUGGUCACCUGCAAAAAAUACCAUCCAACUUACCACAAACUUCAGAGGCCAAGCAUGGUUCAGCGUUUUCAAAGAUUCAGGGAGUGACAGGAUCUGACAAUAGAGGUGACAUGAACGGCUUGCUGAGUGGUACGACACAGACAGAGAAAUUAAACAGUGAUAUAAAUGCAUCCUUAUCGGGACAGACUUCAUUUAAUGCACCAGACACAGCCUUCAGUAAUUCUUGUGAUUCCCAAAAAGAAGAUGAAGAAAUAAUGGAAAUUCUAGCAGCUUUACAGAGAUUAAACCUGGAAAAAGAAAAUCCCACCAACGACAGUCCUGCUGUGAAUAGCUGCUCUGUCACAAGUAUGCUUGAUUGUAAUGCUGUUGUGUUAAAUGAACACCCAGAAGCUCAGCAUCCUGAUUCCACGGUAACAAAUGAAGCUCGGCCUUUGGAAAGCACUAGUAAACCGUUUGUGUGUGAGAAUGAAGGCUGUCCUUAUAGUGCUAUGACAAAAGAUGCAUUGUAUAAACACUAUUACAAAGUGCAUAAUUACACUGAAGACAUGAUGAAUGAAAUCAGGCAAAUCCAACUCAAGUUUGCUCCCUUUCGAUGUCACAUUUGCAAUAAGACAUUUACACGAAACUCAAACCUCAAAGCACAUUUUCAGACCGUGCAUCGCUUGAUGCAGAACAAAAUGGUCAAGUUGAAAAUUAAACGACCAUACAGCAAAAAAUCUCGACCUGGAAAAACUGCUACCGACAAACAGCCAUGCAUGGUGGAUGGUCAACAAAAAGAAUUUGGUCCAGAACCUGCAGAAAGCACACUAGCCUUUGAAAAGUUGAAGCCCACUGAAGGCAAUUCAGAGAAGGGAAUGCAUCCAGCAGUUAAAGAGUCAUUUAAAGUGACUCCUACCCAAGUUUCAUGCUCUUUGCAAGAUGCACUGAAUGGACAAACUUCAGAAAAUGUUUCUAAUUCUGUAUUGGUGCAACCUACAUUGGGACAGCCCACAGUGGUCCUGGUUGCAGCUCAGCAACCUUCAGCAGAGUAUCCUACAGUAGGUCUACCAAUAGCUAGGCAACCUGCUGCACAACCCUCUACAGUGGGCCAGUCUGUAGCAGGACAGCCCCCAGUGAGAUCACCUGUAACGACUCAGGCACUAGCUGAACCACUUGUAACUACUUCGUCACUAGCUGAACCACCUGUUACGAUUCAGUCUGUAGCAGGACAGCCCCCAGUGGGACCACCUGUAACGAUUCAGUGUGUAGCUGAACCACCUGUAACGACUCAGUGUGUAGCUGAACCACCUGUAACGACUCAGUGUGUAGCUGAACCACCUGUAACGACUCAGUGUGUAGCUGAACCACCUGUAACGACUCAGUGUGUAGCUGAACCACCUGUAACGACUCUGUCUGUAGCUGAACCACCUGUAACGACUCUGUCUGUAGCUGAACCACCUGUAACGACUCUGUCUGUAGCUGAACCACCUGUAACGACUCUGUCUGUAGCUGAACCACCUGUAACGACUCUGUCUGUAGCUGAACCACCUGUAACGACUCUGUCUGUAGCUGAACCACCUGUAACGACUCUGUCUGUAGCUGAACCACCUGUAACGACUCUGUCUGUAGCUGAACCACCUGUAACGACUCUGUCUGUAGCUGAACCACCUGUAACGACUCUGUCUGUAGCUGAACCACCUGUAACGACUCUGUCUGUAGCUGAACCACCUGUAACGACUCUGUCUGUAGCUGAACCACCUGUAACGACUCUGUCUGUAGCUGAACCACCUGUAACGACUCUGUCUGUAGCUGAACCACCUGUAACGACUCUGUCUGUAGCUGAACCACCUGUAACGACUCUGUCUGUAGCUGAACCACCUGUAAUGACUCAGUCACUAGCUGAACCACCUGUAACGACUCAGUGUGUAGCUGAACCACCUGUAACGACUCUGUCUGUAGCUGAACCACCUGUAACAACUCAGUCUGUAGCUGAACCACUUGUGAUGUUUCAGUCAUUAGCUGAACCACGUGUAACGAAUCUGUCUGUAGCUGAACCACCUGUAAUGACUCAGUCACUAGCUGAACCACCUAUAGUGGGACAGCCCACAGUGGGAUUGCCGAUGAUGGGACUGCCUAUAGCUGGACCACCUCCGAUGGAGCUGCCUGUUUCAGGACACACUGCUACAGGAUUUCCUCAACCUGGACCCCCUUCACCAGGCGAGCCAGUAACAGGGAAGGUUAAAAAGCCUAAAGGUCCAAAACCUAAGGUACCAAAACCUAAGGUUGAAAAACCUAAAGUGAAGAAGCCUAAAAAGCAACCAACACCGGAAGUAAAAAAGCAAAAGAAGCCAGCUGCAAAUACAAGCGAGUCAUCUCACAGCUACAGUCCAUACAGGCCAUACCGUUGUGUUCACCAGGGCUGCUUUGCAGCUUUUACAAUACAGCAAAACCUGAUUCUGCAUUACAGGGCUGUACAUCAGUCAGACCUGCCUACGUUUGAACAGGAUAACGAAGAAGAAUCAGCAGAGAUCAAAGAAGACUUGGUGGAGGAGAUGGACCAGAUCACAGAGUUCAGAUGCCAAGUUAAAGAUUGCUCUAGAAUAUUCCAAGAAGUACCUAGCCUUUUGCAGCAUUAUACACAGCUUCACAAGUUUAGUCUGGAAAAAGCUGGGAGCCUACUGUCGGAUAUGAACCUGGGAAGAUUUCGGUGUAAACAGCCAGAGUGCAAGGCUUCAUUUACAGCAUUUUGGAAGUAUAUCGGUCAUCUUGAAGUGGAUCAUGAACCAGAAAAACUCUUUAAUAAUGAUGGGGAGGAAGGCGUGUUCAGGUGCGACUGUGAAGGCUGUGAUUGUGUUUAUGCCACUAGAUCCAACCUCUUACGUCACCUCUUUAGAAAACACAAAGACAGUCACAAGUCCCAUUUAAUUAGACCUAGACAAAAAAUGGACAGGCAGGGAAGUUAUUCAGUAAACGGAGACCCAUCCAAAAAGUCAAAGUCUGCUGGAGGUAAAGGAGACAAUGAAAAAGAGAACUGGCAAAAUAAUAAGAAAUCAAAAAUCAGUAGCGCAGAGGAGAGAAAGAGUAAGAAGAAAAAGAAUGAUGCAAAUAAAACAGUCUGGAUAAAAAGCGAAAAACCACCUUCUUUAAAAACAAAUGGCGAAGCUUUGGCAAUGUGUACAAAGAAAUUCUCUCUGCAAUACCCAUGCAUGAUAAAAGGUUGUCUGUCUGUUGUCAGCAGUGAACGCAAUAUAUUUAGACACUACAAAUCUCACAGGCUGACUGAUGCAUUCCUACUGCAGCAAGGCAGGGACUUUAUCAUUUGCAAGGAACGUUCAGUUCCCUUAAAAAAAUCAAAGUCUGCUGGAGAUGAUGGAGAGAAAUCUCAGGAAGAUCAGUCUGAGAAUUCAGAGGAAGACUUAGCAGAUGCCUACCCCGAAUUAUGUGAAACAGAAAGUUCACGUUUAACCUCUGAAAAGGAUGACAUUGCAGAACACUCAAAACCUUUCAAGAAAAAACGUUCAGCUGAUGAUUGUUCUGAACCCAAACUGGUCUGGAGAAGAAAGCGGACCAUUAGACAAGCCUUUCCUGAUUCCGUUCCCCUGAUCAAGCGCAAGAGAGGGAGACCUCCAUUGAAGGGAAAGCGCAAAGAAGCCAUGCAGAUCAGAAUGAAAAACAAACAAGUGAGAAAAUUGAAACCAGAAUUAUAUAAUCAAAGCAAUCCAUGCAGUGGCUCUGAAUCAGCAGCUGCGUCCUGCACAGUUCCAGUUCAAAAGGAGCAGCAGCACAACAAUAUUGACUUGAGUACAUUUAAGCCAAUGGGAUUUGAAGUGUCCUUUCUCAAAUUCUUGGAAGAAUCUGCAGAUCAAACUAAGAGGAAAGCAAAGGAAAAUCCUCCAUGUGAAAUUGCCCCAAAAAGAAAGAAAUAUUUUCCCCCAAAACUUGGAAGUCUGGAUUGUAGUGAAUCUGAUUUGCACAUCAGGACUAGCGGUUAUCAUAACCUUAUUGACUUUCGAAACCCUUUGAAUCUCCAGUGUGUAAAGAAUGUAAAGAUUGUUGUGGACAGGACCUUUUCUGAAGGGGCUGAGCUUUUGCUUAAGCAGCUUCAGGAAAUGCGACCAGCAGUUGUGCUUGAAAAAUGGUAGUACUGUUGAGGGUAAAAUAUUAGCAAAAAAUGGUUCAAUUAACAAAUAAAGCAUAGUACUCAGGAUUACUCUCUAUUUUAGUGUAAGGAAUAGUUAGGCCGCAGACCGGGGAUUUUUAAAUUGUAUGCAGAACUACACAUAACAACAAAUAUUGAAGAUAAUCGAGCUCAUGUCAGUUAUAUCCCAAAUAUGUCUUUGACAUGUCUUUUUUUGUCACAAAAAAAACUGAAAUCUGUAAUUUUAAUGGCAUAUAAAUGAUUUUAAUAUUUUGUAAGCUGACAAAACUUUUCAAGGGUUUAUGAUGCAUUUUAAUUGGCUCUUGUAUCAGAUGUGCUGUAAACCAGAACUAUGCUAAUCUGUUGUGUAGAAAAUUCAAACUGAACCGUAGAGCAUGUUUGUACCAUGAAGCUUUUCUUAUGUCACGUGAAGUUGCCUUUGCAAAAAAAAAAAUACAAUUCAUGAUACCAGUCAUGUAAACUUCAUUAUAUCCCCAUGGGACAUUUUGCUGCAAACCUUUAUGUAAAAAUUAGACCGAUUUUCUUGUUUCUUGAUAGUGUUGUGUAUAGUCUGUGAUAUUUUGGUUGACCUCUCUGUUGUUCACUGACCAUGUAAAUUGUAAGUUGUAGAUACUUUUUGUGUAUAUAUUUAUUCUUUGAAAACUGUUAGUUAAAACUAUUAAAUUCACAGUUUUAUAAUAUUCUUCUGUAUUUAGUUUGUGAACUGCGGUACUUAUAAUCUUAUAAAAUACAGAAUUUGAAAACCUUUAUUUUUUCAACAGUGCUCAUUUUAUUACUUGUAAGAUGGGAAUUGUUUUAAGCUUUCAAGUAAUGACAGUGAGUGUUGAUGUUUGCAGUAUUUAUUUUACUUUCCAGAACUUCCUUGUGCUGGAAGGUGAAAGUGAAAUGACGGAACAUUGUAGAGUGCAUUCAAUUCACUUUUUAUUUAAAACAUGAAGAGAUACACAAGGACCUUAAAAUAGACUCCCGAUGCCAUUGUGAAAUGUUGUGUUUAAAGAACUAAAAUGUAUGAUUGUCUCCUGGUACUGCCAAGCUGAGACAGUACUUAGACUUGGCUAGCAUUUCCUGUACAUGUCCUACCUCAUUAAGUGAGAGUGCCACUUGAACUUGCUUGGCAGUGCAAUACGUGAUCUAGCCACCUGAUGUCAAUACUGUUUUUUGAUGUGAUUGUCUUAAAAAACAACUGUACUUUUUUUCAAUAUAAAAAAAUAAAUGAAAUUACAGGAUAGUA